AUGACUUCACGUGAACAUAGGGCUGCCUUAAAAAAGUGGAGGGAGCAUUGUGCUGCUUACCGGGCCAAACAAAAGGAUGCGACAGUGGCUCUCAAUACACCGCGUGCAAACAUGCUUUCAUCUGAUCAAGGGAGCCCUUGUUCAUCUGCAGGAUGCAACACCUCAGUUUCCAUUGACUUUCCUAGUAACCAGAUCCCUACGGUAACGGCUAUCAAUUCACAUCGAAGAAGGCAAGCCAAAAAGCGGAGAGAAAAAGUGAAUAAGGAAAAGGAUGAGAAGAUAGAAGCUCUAAAGAAAAAAGUAGAUAAAUAUAGGAAAAGAAUAACAAGAUUACAAAAUAGAAGUAAGAAAAAUAAAGCAGACACACCCAACACUAAAAUGCAGAAGAUGUUGAAUGAACCUGGAGGUAGAAAAGAAGUGGUUAAGAAAGCGUUGUUUAGCGACUUUUUAAAUGAUGAACAACUCAAAGAAAAUUAUUCAAAUUUAAAAUGUAUUAAAGAUAAACAAAUAUUUACGAAAGUCUUGUCUGGAGUUCGAUUACAAAAGUACAGGCGGUGUAUACCCAGAGACUGUGGUGUUUUGUAUAGAGGUGUUCAGAGUACAAAACGUUAG
Molecule: messenger RNA, 612 nt
Organism: Acanthoscelides obtectus
Lineage: Eukaryota; Metazoa; Arthropoda; Insecta; Coleoptera; Chrysomelidae
Source: the annotation of a GenBank genome assembly